CCACCCCCACCCUCUCCCACCACUCUCUCCUUCGCUCGCUUCCUCUCCCCCCGGCCCCGCAAGCUUCCACCGACUCGAUUCGAUCGGCGCCGAGGAAGAAAGGAAGGGGGAGCGAAGCCGAGAUCAUGGCUCGGGGCGAGAACAGCGACGCGCAGGCCAGCAACGUCCCCGCGGCGACGGCGGCGGGGAAGCCGGGCGCGGGCCCGCGUGGCGCGGAGGGCCAGUCGGUGGUGCGGCGGCUGCAGUCGGAGCUGAUGGCGCUGAUGAUGGGCGGCGACCCGGGCGUGUCGGCGUUUCCCGAGGGGGACAAUAUGUUCCACUGGGUGGGCACCAUCGCCGGCUCCGCGGGGACUGCCUACGAGGGCACCUCCUACCGCCUCGCGCUCGCCUUCACCGCCGACUACCCCUACAAGCCGCCCAAGGUGCGGUUUGACACCCCCUGCUUCCACCCCAACGUCGACGCCCACGGCAACAUCUGCCUCGACAUCCUACAGGACAAGUGGUCGUCGGCGUACGACGUGCGCACCAUCCUACUCUCCAUCCAGAGCCUCCUAGGAGAGCCGAACAACGACUCGCCGCUCAACACGCAGGCGGCGGCACUCUGGGCGAACCAGGAAGAGUUCAGGAAGAUGGUGGAGAAGCUCUACAAGCCCGCGUAGAGGAGGAAGGCACUCGGCGCAAAUGUCGCCGGGGCUUAAUUUCGCAGAUGGUGGAUGGAGAAGAGAUCAGAUGGAUUCUUUCCCUGGGUUUGGUUCCCAGUCUGGCGUGUAGGGUGUUGUGAUACGAAGUGUGUUCUCAGACCUCUUGAUCUGUAAUUGUCUUUUGAGUUUUGGAUUGUUCAGUGAUUCCUGAUUCGCUUUAGUCGUUUUCGCCUCUUGUUGUUCCAUUGUAAUGGUAUGUAUUCGCAUCGCA
Phragmites australis (common reed) is the source of this 912-nucleotide messenger RNA. RefSeq names its product ubiquitin-conjugating enzyme E2 20-like. The transcript is spliced from 3 exons. Bases 126 to 659 code for a protein of 177 amino acids. The record is from RefSeq and is a predicted model, not a curated record. Lineage: Eukaryota; Viridiplantae; Streptophyta; Magnoliopsida; Poales; Poaceae.